Messenger RNA from Capsella rubella, 803 nucleotides. RefSeq names its product glutaredoxin-C10. The record is from RefSeq and is a predicted model, not a curated record. The transcript has a single exon. Bases 185 to 628 code for a protein of 147 amino acids. NCBI's taxonomy places the organism in Eukaryota, Viridiplantae, Streptophyta, Magnoliopsida, Brassicales, Brassicaceae.
CCAAAACAAUUAUUUAAUUAAGAGAAAGAAAAAAACAAAUGAAUAAAUAAUUAGCUAAUGGUUACGUCAUUAUAGUGACACCCAAUUUCUCCAUUUAUGGUCGCUCUCACCUCGCGUUGACAUCAACAAAUCUCCCACUCUCUCUCUCUCUCUCUUUCUCUCUUUCUCUCUUUCUCUCCCUCUAAUGAAGACGAUGCGAGGUUUACGAAACUGCUCAAACGACGCCGUAACGCUGGACCUGACGGUUCAUCCCCCUCCUACUCCUUCUCCUCCAUCAGCACCAGCAACAGUCUCCUCUUCCACCGCCUCGACGAGCCUGUCGUUCGACGAAGAGGAGACAUCAGAGUCAAAGAUCGGACGGCUGAUAUCAGAGCAUCCAGUCAUCAUAUUCACUCGGUCUUCCUCAUGCUGCAUGUGCCACGUCAUGAAGAAGCUUCUGUCUACCGUCGGAGUUCACCCAACAGUGAUCGAGAUCGACGACGGAGAGAUCGCUUACCUCGCCGUAGAAGCUGCUCCGGUGCUUUUCAUCGGUGGUGCUUGUGUCGGUGGGUUCGAAUCACUUGUAGCACUUCACCUUAGUGGUAACCUUAUUCCUAGACUCGUUGAAGUCGGUGCCUUAUGGCCUUAGUAAUUGUAUUUUUCUUGUUAUGUUGUUUUUUUUCUUUUCACUCUAGCUUAUUUAUAACUAAUUAUGAAAAUCUGAUAAUCAUAUUUCAAAAAAAAAAAACCACCAUUGUAAAUUUCCAUUUGAAACAUAAAAUUGUUGUAUUUGUUUGUCUGAAAUCUUUUUACCAAUUGUGUUA